This is a messenger RNA of Cynara cardunculus var. scolymus (artichoke), 1694 nucleotides long. RefSeq lists its product as uncharacterized. Gene Ontology annotation, biological process: rRNA processing; tRNA 5'-leader removal. Gene Ontology annotation, molecular function: ribonuclease P RNA binding. The transcript is spliced from 11 exons. Gene Ontology annotation, cellular component: ribonuclease P complex; ribonuclease MRP complex. The coding region runs from base 439 to 1335 and encodes 298 amino acids. The record is from RefSeq and is a predicted model, not a curated record. Lineage: Eukaryota; Viridiplantae; Streptophyta; Magnoliopsida; Asterales; Asteraceae.
CAAGGACUUCUCUAAGAAAGGUUAUUUCAUAAAGCAGAUCCUUAAAAGUCUUAAAAACAAGUUUUUAAGCACUGCUGUUUUAUGCAUAAUGUACAGGUGAUUAAUGGUUGUAUAAUUUCCCAUUACAUUGAUUUUCCGUCCCUCCCUAAUCCUCUUGAUCAUGCCCCCCUUCCCAAGGCGACAUUCAUCACCUUUGCCCUAAAAAAACUCUCUCUAAUUUGAAAUCUUUUCUCUGAGAGAAGAAAAGGCCUGCUUUCAAGAAUUAUGUUCAUCAUAUGGAGAAUCAUAACCGGAUAUUGUAGAGCUCAGAGAUUAUUCAAAAGGGUUCACUGCAUAUUUACUCUCCAUCCAUCACUCAUCUCCAUCGAUUCACUACUGUGUGUUGAUUCACUCUCCUUCUGAUCCAGAUAUACUCGAAGCUUGUAUGCUGCAUUGACAAUGGGCACGAGCAUUCAAGAUCCAAAGAACCGUGCAUUCGAGGCAAUAGCGAGAAGAGAAGUUUAUGAGCUUCAGUUACAACAAAAGCACAAGCAUAAUAAGAGAUCUCUUGAAAAGAACACUGUCGAAAGUUCUGCUGAUUUUAAGUGUACAAAUCAGGAAGUUCCACCAUCCUCAUCUGCUGAAAAUAUCCCAUCCAAGAAAGGCAAAUAUUUUUUCUCAGGGCAAACCACCACACGAGAUGCAGAUGGAGAUCAUCCUAUAUAUCUUCCACUCUCGCACCCCGUGCAUGAGAAUCUAGCAAUGCCGAAUCAUGAGGUAAAUGUGAUCGACAAGAUUUUGCAUGAACUUCUGCAGAGUGGCGAUUCUGCCCAGAAUUACAUGCAGGGAUCUAGAAGAAUGAAAAUGGACAAUCGGAUCCAUCUUGAUAAUAAAGUACAAGAGUGCAAAAUGUCUGGCAUUGCACUUGCGAAGGCUUUACAGAGCCACUCAAAGAGAUCAACAAAGCACAUGUCAAUGAAACAGCACAAGAAAUAUGGAUCAUUAGAUUUGCCUCAAGAGCUCCACAACUUUGAAAUUUUCAAACCAAUGCAUGAAAUGUGGAAAGGCUAUAUAAUGCAACUUCUAAAGAGUGUCGGGAAAAGUCAAAUGGCUCAAUGUCUUCUUGGUGCAGAUCUACACGGUGCAGUUAUUCUAGUUUCACAUUGCAAAAUGGCUGCCUUCACUGGAGUGAGUGGGAUCAUGAUCCGUGAAACUGCAGAGACAUUUGGAAUAAUCACACAAGCUAAUAAAUUCGUAGUUGUAUUGAAGAAGAUUUCUGUAUUUAUGUUCCAAGUGGAUUGCUGGAAGAUUACACUGCAUGGAGAUAAGCUCACUUCCAGGAAAAUUGGCCAGUGAUUUCACAAAUCAGGUUUGGUCGAGUAGCCAUUCCUAGAGCUGAAUCAAAAAACAUUUCCUCUAACAGAGCAGGUAAUAUCAUUUCAUUCAUCUAUUUGCAUAGAAUGGGAUACAACCUUAUUUUAUUCUAUACAGACAUUUUAUAAAUAUAAGCACUUUUUAUGUGCUCUUCAGACUAUAUAGAAGAAAUUCAACGGAAAACGUUUCUUGGAUAUAGGGUAGGUGAACCAUUGAUACUUAAGUUUAAGGCAUGAAAUACAUUUAUUGUUAUGUCUAUACUAUUUAUCUGUAUAUAUAAUAGGGUCAGGUAUAGGGAAAAACAAAAAAAAAUAAAAAAUUGAGGAACACCUAGUAUCCAU